UUGGCUAUGGCCGAGAAGGAGCUCCUUCGCCGGUUUCUCGAGAUCCAGGAGCGGCGAGCAACGAUCUACACGGAGCUCCAGAGGGGUUUUGCAGAUUAUCUUCGUUCUAAUGCGGAGCUGGCUUACAAGGAGCUUUGCGGCAGAGUGACAGUGGAAUUUAAUGAGUGUUCCAGACAGGUGCUUGAAAUCGAAGCUGCGUUGCGAGAUCCUGCGUGCUCCAGGGAGGACCUCGCGGUGUUAUUGCAGGCCGUGCAGUCUCACGAGAAGAAAAAGCUCCAGAUGACUGCGACCCUCCAGAUCUUGAAACGAGCAGGCCACCCCAGCGAGCGUCAAGCCACCGAUCAAAGGCGAGUCGCUCCACCUGAGGCGUGUAACUUGUGUUGCACCCCGGCAGAGCUGGAUGGUGCCAUCUCCGGCCUGGAGGAGUGUCAAGCCGAGGCCGAGUACCUGGCCGCUCAUAAAGAAGCUGUGACAUCCCUGCAAGAGGCCGUGCUUGCCAUCAAUGAGCUCGUGGAGACUGUAAGAUCUGAGAGGGACGAGGAGUGAGUGGUCGAGCACAAAAAAGAGGAGAAAAAACUCUUCUUUCAGAGAUCAAUCGAUCGAUCGCUAAGUUUUGGAGUAGCGACAGUCCAUCCGAUAGACAAGCCUUGAUCCGUUUAGUUGAGUGGAGCUUUCAAGGAGGUGGAUUUCGGAAGAGAGUCCGUUUUAAACCAUUACCGGUUAAGCUAGAAAAGCGUGAAAUAUUCCUUCCAGCUUUGCGAGGAUAUUCGUCCAAUCUAGCUUGUACAAAUC
This is a messenger RNA of Selaginella moellendorffii, 792 nucleotides long. RefSeq lists its product as uncharacterized. NCBI's taxonomy places the organism in Eukaryota, Viridiplantae, Streptophyta, Lycopodiopsida, Selaginellales, Selaginellaceae. The record is from RefSeq and is a predicted model, not a curated record. The transcript has 5 exons. The coding region runs from base 7 to 546 and encodes 179 amino acids.